This is a messenger RNA of Nerophis lumbriciformis (worm pipefish), 1611 nucleotides long. Its product is annotated as cytosolic 5'-nucleotidase 1A-like. The record is from RefSeq and is a predicted model, not a curated record. Gene Ontology annotation, molecular function: nucleotide binding; 5'-nucleotidase activity; magnesium ion binding. Lineage: Eukaryota; Metazoa; Chordata; Actinopteri; Syngnathiformes; Syngnathidae. Gene Ontology annotation, cellular component: cytoplasm; cytosol. Gene Ontology annotation, biological process: nucleotide metabolic process; adenosine metabolic process.
UAGUGAAUAUCUGUAAUACUGAUAUGUAUUAGAAGUGCUUUGGUUAGUUUGUAUAUUGUCAAUACUGUUUGCGUUCAAUACAAAACGUUCCACUUACUUCCGGUAUUUACAAACAAACGUUACGCAGCGUGAUGACGUCACGCACGGUGACACACCCACUACACUUUUGCACUUCCGCAAACUUUCUGUGUUUUUCCCCCCCACUUCUGUCUUCGUACAGUUCCUUCUACUUCGACAAGACCAUUUUUAAGCUAUCUGGCGUUUAAACGUUUUAAAUUAAUUAUCUAAAAAUAUGAGCGAAAUACAGAUGAACCAGCCAGGCACAAAUGAGGACAUCGGGGAGGAAAAUGACUGGGCAGCGACCACAAUCUUUUUUGAAAGCCUAAAAACUAACAAACCGAGACCGCCUAAACCCAGGUUUGCUGUCACCGUCGCGGUGUCUUCCCGCACCCUCUUCAACAUGGUGGCAGAGAGGGAGAUCUAUGAGAAAGAAGGAGUAGAGAAAUACGUCGCCUAUCAGGUGGAACAUGAAGAUGAAGCUCUCAAGCCGGGGGCUGCGUUCCCUUUCGUCAAGGCUCUGAUGACGGUCAACUCUCGGCUCAGGGAGCUCUACCCGGACAGCGAAGAAUUGUUCGAUAUCGUCCUCAUGACCAACAAUCAUGCCCAAGUUGGAGUGCGCCUCAUUAACAGCAUCAAUCAUUACGAUUUAACCAUCGAGAGAUUCUGUAUGACUGGAGGAAAAAGUCCAAUAGGCUACUUGAAAGCCUACAUGACCAACUUGUACCUCUCCAAAGAUGCUGAGAAAGUGACAGAGGCCAUCGAAGAAGGCAUCGCCGCGGCCACCAUGUUUACGGCCGAGACAGAGAACGAGCUUUGCGACACGCAGCUGAGGGUGGCGUUCGAUGGCGACGCCGUCCUCUUCUCGGAUGAGUCCGAGAUCAUUGUGAAGAAGCACGGCCUGGACUCGUUCUUUGAGCACGAGAAGAAGUUUGAGAACCUGCCGCUUACUCAGGGCCCUCUAAAGGGCUUCCUGGAGGCUUUGGGGAAGCUCCAGAGGAAGUUCUACGCCAAGAAUGAGCGCUUGAAUUGUCCCAUCAGGACCUUCCUGGUCACAGCUCGCAGCGCGGCCAGCUCGGGGGCUCGGGUCCUGAAGACCCUCCGCAGCUGGGGCCUGGAGAUCGACGAGGCGCUCUUCCUGGCUGGAGCCCCUAAAGGGCCCCUGCUGCAGAAGAUAAAGCCUCACAUCUUCUUUGACGACCAGAUGUUCCACAUUGAGGGGGCCAAGGAGCUGGGCACCAUCGCUGCUCACGUCCCCUAUGGCAUUGGACAGAAGUACAACAGAGGAAAACUCAUCGAGCAGCCGAAAAAGGAGUGAUCUGCUCAUGGACCGAGGAUCAAAAGGAAAAAAAGGGGUAAAGCAUUAAAGUUGUACAUCACUGUCAACUCAAUUCUAAAUGUGUAUUUCACAAAGCUGGAGACUAACUUUUGUAUUUUCUAUUUGUUUUUUAGCUAAAAAAAAAAAAAUCUCUUCUAAGUUUGAAGCCGUACAGUGGAAGCUCUAAAUUUGAACACAUCCAAAAGAGGCUAACCAUAUAUUUAUGGGUAAAUAUA